Messenger RNA from Perognathus longimembris pacificus (Pacific pocket mouse), 2820 nucleotides. It is a transcript of the gene Obi1, whose product is annotated as ORC ubiquitin ligase 1. The record is from RefSeq and is a predicted model, not a curated record. Gene Ontology annotation, biological process: protein monoubiquitination; regulation of DNA replication. Gene Ontology annotation, molecular function: ubiquitin-protein transferase activity. The transcript has 6 exons. Bases 41 to 2209 code for a protein of 722 amino acids. Lineage: Eukaryota; Metazoa; Chordata; Mammalia; Rodentia; Heteromyidae.
UCGGCGGGACUUCCGUGUUGGCGGGAUUCUGAACGCUGCCAUGGCGCAGACCGUGCAGAACGUUACGUUGUCUCUCACUCUGCCCAUCACAUGCCACAUUUGCUUGGGGAAGGUACGCCAGCCUGUCAUAUGCAUCAACCACCAUGUAUUUUGUUCUAUUUGUAUCGAUUUGUGGUUGAAGAAUAAUGGCCAGUGUCCUGCUUGCAGAGUCCCCAUCACUCCUGAAAAUCCUUGCAAAGAGAUAAUUGGAGGAACAAGUGAAAGUGAACCUAUGCUAAGCCAUACAGUUAGGAAGCAUCUUCGGAAAACGAGGCUCGAGUUACUCCAUAAAGAAUAUGAGGAUGAAAUUGAUUGUUUGCAGAAAGAGGUAGAAGAACUUAAAAGUAAAAAUCUCAGCUUGGAGUCGCAGAUCAAGUCUAUUCUGGAUCCUUUAACCUUGAUGCAGGGCAAUCAAAAUGAAGACAAACAUCCAGUUGCAGAUACUCCAAAUAAAACCGACCAAGAUACUGCAGAAGAAUGGAAGAAGAAACUCAGAACAGCUAAAGAAAUCUAUGAAAAAGUGAAAGAUGAUGUGGAUAAAUUAAAAGAGGCAAAUAAAAAAUUGAAAUUGGAAAAUGGCAGCUUGGUGAGGGAAAAUUUACGACUGAAGGCUGAAGCUGAUAACAGAUCACCACAGAAGUUUGGAAGAUUUACAGUUGCUGCUCUUCAGUCCAAAGUGGAACAGUAUGAACGUGAGACCAAUCGGCUGAAGAAAGCCUUGGAGCGAAGUGAUAAAUAUAUAGAGGAACUAGAAUCUCAAGUUGCACAACUGAAAAAUUCAAGUGAAGAGAAGGAAACUAUGGAUUCUAUUUGCCCGAGAGUGCUUUCUACUGACGCCAAGGGGUCCAAAAGCAGUGAGGAGGAGGUGGCCUCAAAGACUCAAGGCAAUAGCGCCAGAAAGCAGCCUGGCACAGCCUCUGCCAGUUCUCACCUGGCUCAGCCUUCCAGCAGCAGAUUGUUGGACACCAGCUCUACCAGACAAGAAAACACGAGCAAAAUUGAACCAAACUGUCCUAAGAACAAAGACCUCUAUCCUAAACAGGUAGAAAUAAUGUUAGAUGUGACAGAUACAAGUAUGGACACUUACUUAGAAGGAGAGUGGGGUAAUAAGCCAAGUGACUGUGUCCCCUACAAAGAUGAAGAGCUUUAUGAUCUUCCAGCUCCUUGUACUCCCUUGUCUCUCAGUUGCCUUCAAUUAAAUACUCCAGAAAAUAGAGACAGUACCGUGAUCAAAUCAGGAGGUACCAAAAAGCAGUCAAACCAUCUCAGAAAACUCGUGUUUGAUGAUUUUAGUGAUUCUACAAAUGUUUGCAACAAAGAUCCUGCAGAUGGUACCAGUAGAAAUGAAAAUGAAAAGAAAGCAGAAUCUUUUACUUCUGCAAAGACAAGAUUUUGGGAUUGUUGCUCUACAAGCUAUGCCCAGAACUUGGAUUUUGAAAGUUCCGAGGGGAGCACAAUAGCAAAUUCUGUUGGAGAAAUACCUUCAAAACUAAGUGAGAAAUCGGGCUCCUGCUUAUCCAAAAGGGUGAAUUGUAUUCGUUCUUUUGAAAUGAACCGCACGAGGACAUCCAGCGAGGCUUCAAUGGAUGCCGCUUACCUUGACAAAAUCUCCGAGUUGGAUUCCAUGAUGUCAGAGUCGGACAACAGCAAGAGCCCCUGUAAUAAUAACGGUUUCAAGUCAGUAGAUUUGGAUAGUUUAUCCAAGUCAUCUCAAGGCAGUGACUUUCUGGAGGGGCCUGAUAAGUUGGAAGAAGGAACUAAACUGGAUCCUCUAACUGCUAGUGAUCAGUUAGAAAAUGGAAAUGAGUGGAAACCCACUUCAUUUUUUCUCCUCUCCCCACCUGACCAAGAGAUGAAUGAAGAUUUUUCACUCCACUCCUCUUCGAAUCCAGCUACUAAUGAAGUCAAACCUCCACGCUGUUUGUUUCAGACAGAGUUCUCCCAGGAUGUUUUGUUAAGCAGUACACGUGCUCUAUUUGAAGAUCAAAGGUUUGGGUCCUCUUUGUUUAAGAUGUCCUCAGACAUGCACAGCCUUCAUAACCACCUUCAGUCUCCUUGGUCUACUUCCUUUGUGCCUGAAAAGAGGAAUAAAAAUGUGAAUCAAUCAACAAAAAGGAAAAUACAGAGCAGCCUUUCCAAUGCCAGUCCAUCGAAAGCAACCAAAAGUUGACUUCUUGGGGAUGUCAUUUUGUUUUCGUCCUGAAGGGAAUGGAAAUGUUUUUAAAGUAAUUUUUUUCCUUCAUAAAUGUUCUACACAAUCUUAAAUUGAUCAUCUUUAGUUAAGUCAGAAUAGUGGGUUAACCUGUACCCAGAGAACUUAAUUCAUGUUGAAAACACCACUGGUUUUUGUGGGGAUUUUGGUUUUGUUUUGGGAGCAAGGGGAAUCUUUUUGACUAGAGAAAAUAGGGAGAGGGAGGUUGGACUUUGUUUUUUAAUGGGUAUUAUAUGGAUCCAAGUUGGUUGUAUUUAACUGGUAGAUACAGUAGCCUGUUAGUGAGGCUCAGUUAUCUUCAGAACAUGGUUUCUUUAAUAACUUUUAACACUUACAAGACAUGGGUUUCUUCAAAGCUUUUCCUUGGGUGGAAAUUUCUACCCCUUCCUCCUCCCUUUUAAUGUUUAGUCAUGACCUAACUUUUAUAUAAGGCCAUGAUGGAAAAAUAGCACUCUUUACUUUUUCUUUUGUAUCAUUAUGUUUUGUCCAGUUUUUGUGAAAAUAUUCUACUAGUAUCAAAGAGUAUGUUUUGGGGAUUUUUGUUUGUUUCUUUCUUUGUAUUGUUCCUG